Molecule: messenger RNA, 6398 nt
Organism: Diprion similis
Lineage: Eukaryota; Metazoa; Arthropoda; Insecta; Hymenoptera; Diprionidae
Gene: dlg1
Product: disks large 1 tumor suppressor protein
Exons: 23
Coding region: 363-3311 (982 amino acids)
Biological process (GO): chemical synaptic transmission
Cellular component (GO): neuron projection; neuromuscular junction; postsynaptic density membrane
Molecular function (GO): kinase binding
Source: RefSeq, a predicted model, not a curated record
ACGCAUGUAUAAUUUACAAUAAACGAAAUCAAACGACAGUGAGGAAAGAAAUAUUCGCGAGUCAAAGAGCGACGACGGUGCGACGACGUUCAGUUGUCGGUGGUUGUUUUCUUGUUUUUCUCUCUCGGGGUGUUUUAAUUCAGUGGCUCAUCGUCAGUCGUCGUCAUUCUAAACGUCGAUGCACCCUCAACCGCUCGGACCAGGUGUCAGCAGGUCUACCGGCUAUCAUUGAGGUGGAGCGGUUCGAGAGGAUACCAGGUUUUCAACCCCUAACUUCAGGGUGCAGUGCCUAGCGCCCCUCCGCCCUCCAUCCCCUCUACAAGAGCAGGAAUCAACCCCGGAGCAUCGUUGCCGCGGCGAGGAUGCCCGUUCGUAAGCAAGAGGCGCACAGGGCGUUGGAGCUGCUGGAGGAUUAUCAUGCCAAGCUUACACGACCCCAGGACAAACAACUGAGACUGGCGAUCGAACGUGUCAUAAGGAUCUUCAAGAGUCGGCUAUUCCAGGCGUUACUUGAUAUUCAGGAAUUUUACGAGCUGACGCUGCUUGACGAGAGUAAAUCGAUACAGCAAAAAACUGCCGAGACAAUCCGUAUCGCCAACAAGUGGGAGGCCAGCGACGGUCCAAUCACUCCAACAUUCGCCCAGAACGACGGUGGUCCCACCUCUGUCUUCUCCUUACCGCAGACAAUACUGAACCUCUAUGAACGUGGCUCAGCCAGUCCCGACGUACAAGGACAUCAUGAGGCGAACCAGAAGACGAGAUUCGCUGGUAGCGGUACGGAAGAACAACUUCCCCCGCCUCCGUCGCCCGCACAACUCAAGGAGGCCAGCCAAUUGGAUGGGGUUCCUAGACUGAAUUCGGUCGACCGUAUUCUUCACUCCGAUAGCUUGAACAAGAGCCACGACAGCUGGCAGGGACACGACAGCGAUCAGGCACAUACUCCGUUACUAGCCGGUGACACGAGACACGUUAACGGAGACGAUGACUGGGAGUACGAGGAAAUCAUCCUCGAACGAGGCGGCGCUGGUCUUGGAUUCAGCAUCGCUGGGGGUACCGACAAUCCCCAUAUCGGCAACGACACCGCCAUAUACAUAACCAAACUGAUACCCGGGGGUGCGGCCUCUGCCGAUGGACGUCUUCGCGUAAACGACACCAUCCUUCAGGUCAACGAUGCCUCCGUCGUCGACGUACCUCAUGCCACUGCCGUCGACGCCCUAAAACGGGCCGGAAACACCGUUAAAUUGUACGUGAGACGACGAAGGCAGGCCUCGAACACGCGGCUACUGGAGAUCGAAUUAAUCAAGGGAAACAAAGGAUUGGGAUUCAGUAUCGCUGGUGGAAUCGGCAAUCAGCACAUACCGGGCGACAAUGGGAUUUACGUCACGAAAAUAAUGGACGGCGGUGCCGCCCAAGUCGACGGACGUCUCAUCGUCGGCGAUAAGCUCGUCGCUGUCAGAAACACCUUGCAAGGUGAUAAAAAUCUGGAAAACGUCACGCAUGAGGAGGCAGUCGCUACCCUCAAAGCUACUCAGGAUCGCGUUGUUCUCCUUGUUGCGAAACCGGAGGGAGUUUUACCCCCGCCACCUUCUGCCUCCGAUUUGUCGCUGUCGCCUCAGCCACGGAAACAAAACGGUUCGGUUUCAGCCUUGGAAAAUAAUUCGUUAGCUUAUUCUCAAGAAUCACGUCACGCCUCUUCGCUUGCACUUCAUACAGCGUCGACGCCUCGCGCCGUUUCACAGGAAGACAUCUCAAGAGAAAUCCGCACGGUAGUUUUGAACAAGGGAACAUCCGGCCUUGGUUUCAACAUCGUAGGAGGCGAAGACGGCGAGGGUAUAUUCAUCUCCUUCAUCCUAGCCGGUGGACCGGCGGAUCUUAGCGGGGAAUUGAAACGCGGCGAUCAAAUUCUCAGCGUAAAUGGAAUCAAUUUGCGGACGGCGACUCACGAGGAGGCUGCUGCCGCCCUCAAGGGUACUGGUCAGACAGUGACAAUCGUCGUACAGUAUAAGCCAGAGGAUUACAACAGAUUCGAAACCAAGAUCCAUGAUCUGAAACAACAAAUUUCUCAGCAGAAUAUGAUGACAGGUACCCUGAUGAGGACCUCGCAGAAAAAAUCACUCUACGUUAGAGCACUUUUCGACUACGAUCCGAACAAAGACGACGGUCUGCCGAGUCGCGGUCUGGCUUUUCGCUACGGUGAAAUUCUCCACGUAACUAAUGCGAGCGACGACGAAUGGUGGCAGGCCAGGAGGGUCACCCCUCAGGGCGAAGAAGAGGGACUCGGUAUUAUCCCAUCUCGUAGACGUUGGGAGCGCAAGCAGCGGGCGAGGGAUCGAUCCGUCAAGUUCCAGGGCCACAUGCCUGUCAUAUUGGACAAGCAAUCCACCUUAGAUAGGAAAAAGAAAAACUUUUCGUUUAGCAGGAAAUUCCCGUUCAUGAAAAGCAAAGAUGACAAGUCUGAAGACGGUUCGGACCAGGAACGGUCACCCACAACACCUGAGAAUGAAACCGAUGCUAUGCCAUUCAUGCUGUGCUACACCCAGGACGACACUAACACUGAAGAUUUAUCUUCCGCCACAGGAAGUAAAGAAAUUUUGUAUCGUGUUGAACUACCCUAUAUGGAAGAACUGACAUUAGUUUAUCUGGAAAAGGACGGUGAUGAAAAUGUUGAGGAGCUUAGCAGCGAAGAAACUAUUUUAUCCUACGAAGCUGUGCAACAGCUCGCUAUCCAGUAUACCAGACCUGUCAUCAUUCUUGGACCGCUCAAGGAUCGCAUCAACGACGAUCUAAUUUCUGAGUUCCCAGACAAGUUCGGCAGCUGUGUACCACACACAACGAGGAGUAAAAGGGAGUACGAAGUUGACGGUCGAGAUUAUCACUUUGUGGGAUCGCGAGAACAGAUGGAAAGGGAUAUUCAGAACCACCUCUUCAUCGAGGCUGGACAGUACAACGACAACCUUUACGGCACGUCUGUUGCAUCUGUUAGAGAAGUUGCAGAAAAGGGCAAGCACUGUAUUCUUGACGUCAGCGGCAAUGCUAUCAAGAGGUUACAAGUUGCACAGCUCUAUCCUAUCGCUAUUUUCAUCAAACCGAAAUCUAUAGAAUCAGUGAUGGAGAUGAAUAAGAGAAUGACGGAGGAACAGGCAAAGAAGACGUAUGAACGUGCUUUAAAGAUGGAGCAAGAAUUCGGUGAAUACUUUACCGCUGUGGUACAAGGCGAUACGCCAGAAGAUAUUUACUUGAAGGUAAAGGAGGUGAUCAGCGAACAGUCAGGCCCAAGCAUCUGGGUGCCAAGUCGAGAUCAGCAACUGUGACGACCUGCCCCCAACCCCCACCCCCAGCCACAUCCCAAUUCCAAUCCUAAUGCCUGGACCUUACCUCCCCGGCGUAACGAUUAAAUAUACAUUAAUGAAUAAAUUAAAUAACCCUCUAACGCCUUCUCCCCCACCUAUGUAGCACAAUGUCCUAGUUAAGGCGCGUCGAAGCUGAUUGCUUCAGUAUAGUCUCGAAUUGCCACAAGGAAUUUAACAAAAGAAAAUAUAAUAUUCAGUCUCCUCUCAAAUUUGUUAAUAAUAAUAAUAAUAAUGAUAAUAAUAAUAUUGUGUGAAUAUUAGGACGGUAGGCAAUGACUCAUAAUCCAAGUAUAUUGUUAAAACAAAUGAUUUAUAUAAUAGAAUAUGAUUAUAAUGAAGAAAUAAGCGUCUUGCUUAGUUAUAUAGAUGAGAAUUAAGAGUUCGACGUUGUUCCCGUUAAAAAAAAAUACCUAAUACUGAUAUUUCGUUGCACGUGUUGUUUGCAUGAAAACGCGAGUGCGAUAAAAUUUAUAUCAAUUCGUGAACAGAGUCGAAUAAGAAGGUGAAAGGAAGAAGAAUAAUAAGUAUUUUAUUUUUGUAAGAUAGAAAUUUCUCCAUUAAUGAAUUCAAUUGACAAACUGGAUCACAACUAGGUUUAUAAAUAAUUUUAUAUUUAGCGUUGUGAUCGAUUUGAUCAAUUAAUUACACAUUGCUCGCAGAGACAAUUAGUUCGAGCUUAAUUCAUAAUUAUACCUUUUAAAAAACGAUAGUGUCUCAUAAGUGUGAUUACUGAUUAGAGACUCUUUCGGUCAGCUGCAUAUUUUUUUUUCAUUUAUUUUAUUUCAUUUCAUUUUAAUCAGUCUCUAUCACACGGAAUUUAAAAAAAGAGACACACUGUGGAAGUAAUUAACGAAGAAGAGAAUUUUAAUUAUUACCUACUUAUAAACUGCUUUUAUUCAUUGACUGUAAGAUGUUACUAUAUUAUGAGUUGUCACGAAUAAAAAUUAUCUAUAAAUUGUAAAAUAUAUACUACUUAAAACCAUAUAAUAAUAGACUUUGUGAAUUCAUAACGUCGAAUCAAAUACGGACAAUAAAGUCUUGAAUACAUUUGCGAAUUAUCAAUGAAAUUUAUAUGGUUUUAGUGGAAUCUACUUCGGGAAAAAAAUUCUUUAACACAAAUUUUUGCCUUCAAUCACUGACUCUUAUAGCUUAUUGGUUAUACACGAGUAAAGUAGUGCUGUAUUUUUUAAUGUACUUAAUUGCGUAGCGUAAUAAAAAGAAAAAUAUGUUACGAAAUUUAUCGAUUAAAAGGUAAUCGCUACGAGUAUUAAACACUGGAGGACACGAGAUACCAAAUUGCUAUCUAAUCUAUCUCCCUUAUUCCUACUCCGUUACAUCAACUCUGAAUUGCAAAGUGAAAGCGCGUCGAAACGUAUAGAUAUAAGAGAUAUUAUACAUAAUAGGUAGAGUAUGAUACGGUGAGAGGAGGGCAGAUUGUUGUAGGCAGCGAUGUAGUAACUCGAGAGAAAAAAAGGCGCAAUUCUCACGAUCUAUUAAACUUAACCUCACAGGACAAAUCUCUAGAGCUAGGAUAACAAUAUAUAAUGUUUUGUACAGCUAGAUAACUAAGCCAGUAAUGGGUUACGUGCAACAUUAUAUAAGAAUAACUAUUGUAAUUUAAAUAUUACUAAAUUAUUAUUAUUAAUACAUAGUAGGUAUAUUACUGUAAAUACCUAUAUAUUGAGAUGAAUUCGAGAAAUGCAGAAAGUAAAACGAAGAGAAGAAGAGAAUAAUUUGAGACCUUAAGCCUCGACUACAUAUUUCAUCGUCUGUUUACGACGUACGCAGACUGUCACUAAAAGUGAAAAUAUUAUCUUGUUGGCGCCAGUCCGCGUAAUUCAUGAAUGGGCUGUAUACUUACGUUACCCAAACGGUGUUGAUAUUUAAAUUAAUGGUAAAGAAAAUACAUGGAUUUUUAGUAGGAGAAUUAAGAAGAAUAAAGAGUUAAUAGAGAUGUUAUUAAAAAGAACAAAAAUUAAAAUAAAGAAUUAAAUAAAUUGUUUGCCAAGUUCAUUAUAAUUUGUAACAUAAAUUUACUAAUUGUAACGAAUAAGGUUUUCUCAUUUAUAUCAGUGGUUACGCGGUAUUAUACCUAUGUAUACAUGCCUAUUAUAGCCAAACGGAAAAUUUCAUCUGGAUUUGGUGUAAAGUACGCUGAUUAUAUUCGUAUUGAUACCCAGUUGCCUUUUACUGUGAAAAUGAUAUUUUCAAUUUAAAAUACUACUUAGUUUCAAUGUUCUCGCAUAGUUUUUAACAGUUGAAUUGGUAAAGUUUCUUUUUUCCUACCAUUUUCUAUUUAUCGGUCGAGGCCCGUUUGGAUACUACCCGAUUGGACAUGGAAUAGAAUGGGAAGUUGCAUUUGCUACAGCACGAUUCGACACCGUAAAUUAAACGUAACUUGCAGAGGCCUAACAAGAAAAUUUAUGGUUUCAUAUAGCGACGGAAUACGAUGAUUCAAAAGAACUCUGGCAACAAGUCACGCGGGAAAAGUUUUAAUUCGGUCUUCAUUAUACCAUUUCAGAAAUUAUUAAUAAUGAUCACAUUCUGUUAUCAGAAAUUAUAAGACGCAUUAAGAAACACGCUGUCAGUGUCUGUAGCUUUCAAAACGUUAAAGUACAUACAAUGAAAAUCAGGCCUCUUGCAAGUUCUGUUGAAAUUUGGUAUUGUCCAAUAUAACUUGAUUUCAUUCAGUGUCCAACCAAGCGGUUGCCUAUCGGGAUUCACCAUUUUUGUCCUCAGUUGAAAAAAAAAAAAUUCUAAACGGUAUGCAGUGUCGAGUUUCAAAUUCUUAUUUACAGAUACUUGUAAUACUGUCAACGUAAUAACGAUGAUUAAGCUUAAGAGGCCCAGGACUCACCGAACGUUGACGUCAGAGAGAGAUAUUUCUCAAUAUAACGAAGAUAUAAUCGUAUAAGAUGAAUACUAUUACAACUAUUAUACAUCUCUAUAGUCUAUUUAAUAACAUUACUUAUUGAAUUAUCAAUCUCAUGUUCACCUUGUUUCGUCGUUUUUAAAUAGUUAAUAAACGUUUUACCAAUUUUAAGAACA